CUCUCUCUCUCCAAUAAAAUCACACCUCUUACUGUCUUUCUUCUCAUUAGCUCUUUCGGCUCUCUCUAUCGCUUAAUAGCUGUACAGACAUUCUCUCUCCUUCCUUCCUUCCUCCAUAUGUAUACACAUACAGCGAGAGAGAGAUAGAGAGAGAGAGGGGUGUAUUCACAAACAGACGCGGAGAAAUUUAUAAACACCAUUAUUUGUUUUUUUUUAAACAAGAACUUGAGAAUCAAAAAGAAAAAAAGAGUACUAAGUGAAAAGAAGAAAGAAACAGAGAACAGAGAAGAAAUGGGGCUCUUGUAUUUCUUGCUUCUGUCUUUGCUUGCUGUUAUGGCUUCUGGGUCUCAUGGAAACCUCCCAAUUUUUUCAUUCGACGAAGGAUAUACCCAGUUGUUUGGUGAUGAUAACAUGGUUAUCUUCAAAGAUGGAAAAUCUGUUCAUUUGUCUCUAGAUGAGAGGACAGGUUCUGGAUUUGUGUCCAAUGAUCUCUAUUUCCAUGGCUUCUUCAGUGCUUCCAUUAAGUUGCCUGCAGAUUAUACUGCUGGAGUUGUUGUUGCGUUUUAUAUGUCAAAUGGUGAUAUGUUCAAGAGGAACCAUGAUGAGAUUGAUUUUGAGUUCUUGGGUAACAUCAGAGGCAGAGACUGGAGGAUUCAGACCAACGUUUAUGGCAAUGGAAGCACAAGCAUAGGCAGAGAAGAAAGAUACAAUCUCUGGUUCGAUCCUUCUGAUGAUUUCCAUCAAUACAGUAUUCUCUGGACUGAUUCUCAGAUAAUAUUCUAUGUAGACAAUGUUCCAAUUAGAGAGGUUAAGAGGACAGAAUCUAUGGGGGGUGACUUCCCAUCAAAGCCAAUGUCCUUAUAUGCAACAAUAUGGGAUGGGUCUGAUUGGGCUACCAAUGGUGGAAAAUACCGAGUGAAUUACAAAUAUGCCCCUUACAUUGCUCACUUUUCCGAUUUCAUCCUCCAUGGCUGUGCUGUUGAUCCUAUUGAACUCUCUCCCAGUUGUGACAACACUGCCAAUUUGGAAACUGAAAUCACAACCCUUCAGAGAAACCAAAUGGAGAGUUUCAGGAGGAAGCACAUGACAUAUUCCUACUGCUACGACCAAAUCAGAUACAAGAUUCCUCCUUCCGAGUGUGUUGUCAAUCCAGCAGAAGCUAAACGGCUGAAGGUGUACGAUCCAGUCACCUUUGGAGGAAGCCGGAGACACCAUGGGAAACAUAGGCGUCGCCACAGUCGAUCAGCUGAGUCAGAAGAUGAAUCCAUAUGAUGAUUUGGGUAAAACAUAUAUAUGAUAUUGAUAUGAAUGGUGGAAUGGUGAGAUUUUUGGUUGGUUUUGUAUAGUGAUGAAGAAGAAAAGAAAAUUGAUUUUGAGGGGGGGGGGGGGGGGUAUGUGUAUAGUUGAUUGAUGUCGUUUGUCAUUUGGGUUAUUACAAAAUUGAAUUUUAUGAUCUUCUGUACUUUUUGGCACACCCUCAUAAUAUGUUCAUGUGGUUCAAUAAAUAAAUAUUGUAUGCUUACAUUUUUUGUUUAAUUUGAAAUUUGUAAUAGUAAAUGCAUGGGGGACCCUUUUGUGAGAGAAGUGAGGAAAGGUCAAGGAGCUGUUGGACUUUUAACUGUAAAUCUCCCAUUGUUGGCUUCACCCAUAAAUGAAAUCAGCCAGACAAUGGACCUUCAACUUCAA
Carica papaya (papaya) is the source of this 1686-nucleotide messenger RNA. It is a transcript of the gene XTH28, whose product is annotated as xyloglucan endotransglucosylase/hydrolase 28. Gene Ontology annotation, molecular function: xyloglucan:xyloglucosyl transferase activity; hydrolase activity, hydrolyzing O-glycosyl compounds. Gene Ontology annotation, cellular component: cell wall; apoplast. Gene Ontology annotation, biological process: xyloglucan metabolic process; cell wall biogenesis. NCBI's taxonomy places the organism in Eukaryota, Viridiplantae, Streptophyta, Magnoliopsida, Brassicales, Caricaceae. The record is from RefSeq and is a predicted model, not a curated record.